This is a messenger RNA of Sarcophilus harrisii (Tasmanian devil), 4684 nucleotides long. It is a transcript of the gene FBXO10, whose product is annotated as F-box protein 10. The record is from RefSeq and is a predicted model, not a curated record. The coding region runs from base 59 to 2956 and encodes 965 amino acids. Gene Ontology annotation, molecular function: protein binding. Gene Ontology annotation, biological process: regulation of apoptotic process; ubiquitin-dependent protein catabolic process; protein ubiquitination. NCBI's taxonomy places the organism in Eukaryota, Metazoa, Chordata, Mammalia, Dasyuromorphia, Dasyuridae. The transcript is spliced from 11 exons.
GGUAGGGGCGCGAUGCUGCAGGCCCAGCUCAAGCUGCGGGGACAACGCUGAGGUGACGAUGGAGGUGAGCGGCCUCCCCCUGGAGCUGUGGCGCCUGAUCUUGGCCUACCUGCGGCUUCCUGACCUGGGCCGCUGCAGCCUCGUGUGCAAAGCCUGGUACGAGCUCAUCCUCAGCCUGGACAGCACCAGGUGGCGGCAGCUGUGCCUGCGAUGCAUCGAGUGCCGGCAUCCCAACUGGCCCAACCAGCCCGACGUGGAGCCGCGCUCUUGGAGAGAGGCCUUCAAGCAGCACUACCUGGCUGCCAAGACGUGGACCAAGAACGCCCAGGAGCUCGAGUCCUCCAACUGCUUCUCCCUCUUCCGCCGGAGGAAGGACCGCCGCGUUCUCUACGUCGGGCCUGGCUGCGAGUUUGACAACCUGGGCAGCGCCUUGACCUCGGCCAACGUCUACGACAGGAUCGUGCUGUUUCCCGGCAUCUACGAGGAGCAGGGAGAGAUCAUCCUGAACGUGCCGGUGGAGAUCAUGGGCCACGGCAAGCUUGGCGACGUGGCCCUGCUGGUGUGUGUGGACCAGCACUGCGCCACCACCCGCCUCUGCAACCUGGUCUUCAUGCCGGUGUGGUUCAGCCCGGUCAUGUACAAGGUGUCUUCAGGUCACGUCCAAUUUGAUAACUGCAACUUUGAAAAUGGGCAGUUGCAGAUUCAUGCUCCAGGAACCUGCCAAGUCAAAUUUUGUACCUUUAAUCAAGCCAGCAUCAGCCUUCACAGCGUAGCCCUCUGUGUCCUUGAAAAUUGUGAAUUUGUUGGGAGUGAAAUUGCCUCUGUGACUGUUGAAGGGCAUCCAUCCUCUGACAGGAACUGGGCCUAUAAACAUCUGAUGGGACUGGUCAAGUCCUUUUCUGCUUUAUCAAACACCCAAGACUCAACCCCUUUAAACCCAUCAAACCAAGAAACCUUAGGGCAUCUGCCCACACAAAAUCUAAGGACCUGUGAGAUUGUCAUAGGUGAAGACCAGAACAACUUACUUCCCCCUUCAAGAUCCCCACAAGCAUGUGAGAAAGACUUCCAGAAGGACAAUGAAAUUAAGAGGGAUCUGUGCUCUGCCAGGGACUGGAAGGGGAUCGACCCCGACCCUGACUCCAAUGACAGCAGCCAGAGCUCUGGCAGUGAAAACGAACCUGAAGACCAAUUUGUGUACAAAGUCUCUCACCAGGCGCCUAGCCUGAGCCACACCCUGGCCAGGUCUCUGCUUGGCCAGCCACAGACCACUCGACUGUCCAACCUCCAGAACGGCCUAGAACUGAAAACUUUACACCAAGAGCUUCAGAGAGACAGUGAGGCUCAGUCCCUUGCCAGCUCCUUGCAGGGCUGCCUCAUUCGGAAGUGCCUUUUUAGAGAUGGCAAGGGGGGCGUCUUUGUUUGCUCCCAGGGCCGGGCCAAGAUGGAAGGAAACAUCUUCAGGGACCUGGUGUAUGCUGUCCGGUGUGUGCAGAAUAGCAAGAUCAUCAUGCUAAAGAAUGAUAUUUACCAUUGCAAAGCAUCAGGAAUAUUUUUGCGCCUGGAAGCAGGAGGUUUGAUUGCUGACAAUAACAUUUAUUCGAAUUCCGAGGCUGGUGUGGAUAUCCGAAAGGGAGCCAACCCAUUCAUACUGUGUAAUAAGAUACACAGUGGCCUUCGUUCAGGCAUUGUCGUCCUUGGCAACGGAAAAGGCAUCAUCCGUAGCAAUCAAAUAUAUGGAAAUAAAGAAGCUGGCAUUUACAUUUUGUAUAAUGGAAAUCCCAUUGUGAGUGGAAACCACAUUUUCCAAGGUCUUGCUGCUGGCAUAGCAGUAAAUGAGAAUGGAAGAGGACAAAUAACAGAAAACGUCAUACGUGAAAAUCACUGGGGUGGUGCAGAUAUUCGUCGAGGAGGUGAUCCUGUUCUCAGAAGCAACCUUAUUUGCUUUGGCUAUUCAGAUGGUGUGGUUGUAGGAGAACAGGGAAAAGGACUGAUUGAAGGAAAUACUAUAUAUGGAAAUAAAGGCUGCGGCAUGUGGAUUAUGUCCUCAAGCCUCCCACACAUCACAAGCAACCAGAUUGCCCAUAAUAGCAUCUAUGGGGUGGCUGUGUUUUGUCAGAAGGAUGAUGCUAAUGAUUACCUCAUUAGCCAAGGAAGCAAUGAAAAUUUCAAUGAUGAAGGUGAAGCUUCCAACUGGGAAAAUGAACUGGAUGGUGAAGACGACCACUUCUCCUCCCGGCGGCCAAUUAGCGUGGCUCUCAUUGAGUCUAACAGUAUUAACCACAAUGGAGCUGCUGGGCUGUAUGUCAAGAGCAAUGAAGCUCUGAAUGUUAUUGCCAACGUUAUCAUCGCCAACCAGGAGAGCGGGUUGGCUGUGUUGCAGAGUACCCAGCUUACCCGGAUCGCCAACAAUAGCAUCUCCUGCAACUAUCUUGGCGGGGUCCUUGUUGAGUCGGAGUGCAGAGUGGAGCUUCGUGGAAAUGGCAUCUAUGACAACAGGGGCCCUGGGGUCUCCUCCAAGGGAGACGGGACCAUCCUAGAAAAUGACAUCAUUGGCAAUCAGGGCUGUGGGCUACAGUUACUGCAGGCAGCAAACAUGAAGAUCACCAAGAACAGGAUCCACUCCUUCCGUGAUUAUGGAAUUGUAAUGCUUGACCAUGUCAAAGGCCUGGUGCAGGAAAAUAUGAUCUUUCAAGGGAAGGCCAAAAAGACCAUUUUGCAGCAGGUUUCCAAUCUUGAAGACUGUUUAGUACAAAACAACAAGCUUUUGGCUUUCAAAAAGUCUGACGUCCCCUGGAAGUUAGAGAAUCCCCCUGCAAGACCUCACAUUGAAGAAACCACAAGAAGCAUCUCCACAGCCCACCAUAGUCAAAAGGUGGCGAAUGUGACGACGAGGAUAGCCACCCGAGUGGAAGGCAGAUGUCCCAACAGCCGCAGCAUCUUGUGUACCAUCCUGUGACCCUGCCUCAGCAUCUCCUAUUGUCCCUCCUUCAAACUCAGGUCUAGGCUGACCACGUGGUCCCUGUAGCAUCCCUGAGUGCUCACUCUGCCCAGGAACGGAGUGAGGGAUGGGCUGCACGGGAGAAAGCCAUUGGGGUUGGGGGGUUUAUUUGCCUCUGCCUAGUCCUGUGGGGAGAAAUUAACACCAGCAAGUGUAAGUCAUCCAGGCUUGCUGGGAAUAGUGCCUGAUAGAAUAUCGAGGCAUAUUUUUCUUUUUCUCUGGAAGCUGGUACAGGAUUUAGUGUGGAAGAGCCCAGGGAAUAGGAUUGAACUAUUCUUUGAAGAGGUGAAUGUAGUUUGUGGGUUUCCCAUUAUUGAGAUUCUGUUAGCAGAUCCAAGAAUGCAAGGGCAAGACCAAAUGGCCAUUAUGGCUUUGUGAAAAGGGGGGAAAGUAUUUUUGAGGGAUUGUAAUAAGAGGCAUCAUUUCAAGUCAAGAGAUCUGGGAUUGAAUUCUGACUGUCAGUUACUAGUUGUGUGACUGGUCCAGUCACUUAACCACUGAUGAAUGGGCUUCGACUUUCCUCAUCUAUAGAAGGAGAAGAUUUGGAUUUCUGACAGUCUUUCCAUCCCCAAAAUCGGGAGAUCCUGUGAGUUUGUGGAGAACUGUUUGCUGGGCAGAUGCGCACUUCAGCCUUUCCAUAGUGACUGACAUCCGAGGGCAUGUCGCCCCAGGGGUCCAGACCAAAGCCUGGCUCUGACAAGAUUCAGUUUCUUCUCCCCAGAGUUGGUCUGGCAGCCCCAGCCAGUCCUCAGGAAGCGCAUCAGCCCCGGCAAACGUCUUGGUGCCCACUGGGUACAGGACACUAUGCCCAACACUGAAGACAGAGAGGUCCUGGUUGCAGCCCCAGCGUUUAAGGGGGCAACCUGGCCCUCUGCAGGCUCCCCCAACACUGACCAGAGUGGGAGCCCUGAGACCGAGACACCAAACCCAUCUUGUUCUCCGGGCCCCCCACUCUGCUUCCCCCGGCAGGCACUCCUGGAGAUUCCCUUCUGGAGCACAGGCUCCGUGGCUCCGGCCCCGCUGUCAAGGCUUUGAUUGCAUUCCCAGAGCAGGCCGUGUCUGCUGUCCAAGAACAAGCCUUAGCUAAGUGUGCACGGUACAGCCAGCUAACUUCCUGGCCCGCACGCUCUCAGAGCCAGCACCCAUUCAGACAAACUCUAUACAAAUGCAUCUUAGACAAUCAGAGCCAAGGGGAUGGGGGAAUCUCACCCUGCGUUGCUCCUUUGAUCCCAGAGGGCCAUGGGGCCAUGGAGGCAGGUCUGCAGGCCCAGAGGCUGAGCCCCCUAGGGCUUACCACUGACGGAAAGCUCUUCGUCCCCAGAUCCCAGGACUCUGAUAGCUCCAUCUCACCAUCAGGCGGCUCCGGGGCUUCUGGGACAAGCAAGGCGGAGUUUUGGAGGGGGCCGCAUUGCCUGCACCGUGGCUCUCCUCGUGGGGUGGGAGAGGCAGAAGGAGAAUUCCUGUGGAAGGGAAUGAGGUCGGAGGCUGAGAGGGCACAGAAAUGCUGGUGUCCCAAGUACUCUUGAUCUGUGCUCAUUUCUUUGGUAGAAAUGUUCCACAUGGAACUGAUGGGCACCCUUUUUAAGUUGUACAAUGUGCAGCAUUUCCUAUUUUUAAAGAAAAAUCAUUUGUAUGUGAAAAUAUAAUGAAAAGACAUAAUGGAAAAAUAAAGUAUAUUUUUAAAAA